Molecule: messenger RNA, 4657 nt
Organism: Cinara cedri
Lineage: Eukaryota; Metazoa; Arthropoda; Insecta; Hemiptera; Aphididae
Source: the annotation of a GenBank genome assembly
GUUUUGUUAAACUUGUAAUUUGUGUAUGGGAAUUGAUGGAUUUUGAUUUUCGCUGGGAAAUGAUGAAUUAAAAAACGAUAUAUAGAACCAAAUUUUUCGCUGAAUAAAAAAAUGAUAAUUUUCAUUCGUUGACUCAGGGCUGUCAGAGGUACCAAUGUACCAUCGCAGAAUUAUCGAAGGCAACUACUGGCAAGGUAGUAUUUGUCUGUUAUCUAUGGUUGCCAGCCGGUUGCAGUUAACUUUUAUCAGUUACAUUUUUCUUUUGAAUUCUAAGGUCAAAUAACUUGGCUAUCGAGAAAGGCGUCGUUAAUAUAAAUGUUUUGAAUUUUUGAUAACGAAACUAUAAAAAUCAAUUAUUUUUUGUCGGUGAUAAUUUAUGAGCUUCUGAACCACUAGUUAAUAUAGUAGGGGUCUACUCUCAACUAAUAAACUAAUACUAUAUUAGUAUAUCGAUAAGAAUUGAAUGUAUUAGUAUAGUACAUAAGUAUUAGUGGACCACAGAUGGCAUUGCAUGUAUAAAGAUAAGAUUAGUAAGUAUUAAGUGUUUGUAUUGUUUUAAGAUUUUGCUGUGGUUUUUAUUUUACUUUUUAAUUUGAUUUCAUUGUAAUAGUAUUGUUUGUCUGGCUUGUUUGUGUAUUCUAAUAAGACCGCCUUUGAGAAAUGGCACUAAGUAGUAUUGAAGAGGAUUCACUUGCUUUAAAAAGUUAUAUCAAGUCGUAUCCAGAUUUUCCUCUACCCGGAAUUUUAUUCAGGUAAUACAUUUCAAGGAAAUUUUUUUGUUUAAACACUGUUCAUUUGUGCUAUGCUAGGAAAAUGAUUACUUAUUAAUAGAUCAGAAGUCUUGUAGCUCUAAAAAAGCACGAUAUGUGCAAGCACUUAUGAACUUAAAAAUCCUAUUAUAUGCACUAAAAAUAUGGUCAAAUAUUUUUUUUUUAAAAGUGAUUUAUUUAAAAAUAUAUACAUCAUUUUUUACAAAAUUGUUAGUACAAUUUAAUUUCUUGAAAAUUCUUAAUUCUAAAACAAUGUUACGUGUUAACUGUUUAUAAGUCAUUCCCACAUUUGAGUGAAAAAAAGAGAAGGCUGGAGUUAGAAGAUUGGUAAAAAUGACCAAACAAUUUUUAUUGAUUUCUUGUUCAUUAAUUAUAAUGAAAAUAUGUGAUGGAAUUUUAAUUUUUCAUUAAAAAUCUUAAUUUUUUUAUUAUUAGUACAGAGGAGAUUAUUUUUUUAAAAAAAAAGAAUUUAUUUUAGAUGUGUGUUUUUAAAGUUUCCACUCAUAAUUAUUUUUUUGAAUAUUAAGCACAUUCAUUAUUCAGGAUUAAAAAUGUCAUAUAAACAGUAUGGACUAUACAGCAUAUGAUAGCACUUAUUAUUCCCCAUACAAAUAUCCUAGAUAAGCCACUGUUUAUGAAAUAUUAUAGUUUAAAGAAAUGUAUACCUAAUAAAUUAAUAAAUAUAAGGUAAUAUUAUAGUAAAUAUUAUGUAUUAUUUAUAAUAUUUAUUUUAUAGUACCAUUAUUUAUUAACCAUCAUCUUUAUUAUCGAAUAACACAUCAAUUGCAAUUUGUGAGGUGUUGGGUGAAGUAGAUUUUAGCCAUACCUAUAUAUUAUAAUAAUAAUAUUAUAAGUAUAUUUAUUUAAGUAAUGGCAUAGGCAAACUAAUUUUUAAUAAUAAGUAUCUAUACCAGAUGAGCUGUAUCAGACCUGUGAUUAACCAAAAUUAGUAUGCACUUGUGAAUUUGUACUAAUUAGAGGUCUUAUAAAUUCAUCUAUAUUGUAAUGUUUUCAAAUUUAGAUUUGGUUUAUUAAUUUAUUGUUUAUGAAAAGUAAUCAUUUUAGUUUUAGUGACAUGGAGUGAAAUAAAACUUCACCAAUUGAAAUAUUUUAAUGAUUUGUUUUUUUGAAAUUUGUAUGAUAAAAUAUGUUUUUAAAUUUACAGAGAUAUAUUCAAUGUCUUUAAUAAUGUUGAUGGAUUACAAUUAUUAAAUAAUAUUUUGAAAAAAUAUGCAGUUGAACUUUGUGGUAAAGUUGAUUGUGUCGCAAUGCUGGAAGCUCGAGGAUUUUUGUUGGGUCCAUUAAUGGCAUUGCAUCUAAAUGUUCCAUGUGUUCCAGUUAGGAAAAAGGGAAAAUUACCAGGAAAAGUAGCUCAGUUGGAGUAUACUUUGGAAUAUGCUAAAGUAAAUACUAAUUUGUAUAUUUGUAUUAUUUGUUAACUUUUUUUAGGCUUUUUCCAGUUAUUGAUAAAUUAUAAUUUCCCAAUUUAAUCAUCAUGAAAAAUCUUAAAAAAAAAGUACUACAUUAGUUCUGAGAAACUAAUAAUAAUAGUUCUAACUUAUUAGAAAAAUAAUAAGAAUACGUCACUCAAUUGCAUAUUCGUUAUAACGUCAAUAACAUAUAUAAGUAAUAUAUAUAAAUUCAAUAACAAUGACUUUAUUGAUAACAAAUUGGCUUGAAAAUAAAAUCUUAAUUCAUUUAUAAGAAUUUAUUUGUAUGCCAAUUUAAUUGAUAUGCAGAAUGGAAUAGGUAAUUUAAUUAAUUUAUAAUUAUUAUCAAAUAAUAUUUUUUAAAACAUUUUUGUUUAAAUUAUGGUGUUGAUUUAAGUUAUAUGGUUUUUAAAAUGUAUUUAAAUCUAUUAAAAUAUCAUCUUACUCUCCUAAACAUUGUUUUGUAUCUUUUUCUGAACAUAUUAAAAAUUAGUAACUUAAUUUAAAUUUUAUAAAUUUAACUUUUAUAAAAAGUAUAGGUUUAUUUGUUAACAAAAUGAGCAUCAAUAUGUUUUUAAUACUGUCUUUGUUUACAGGAUAUAUUGGAAGUUCAAAUAGAAGUUUUUAAAGAAAAAAAAAGAAUUUUGGUCAUUGAUGAUUUGUUAGCUACUGGUGGUAUGUGGUUUACUUAAGUAACUGAAAGCUGGGUCUACACUAGUAAAAAUUUAUGUUGUGCGUUGAAUGUAUUGUGAUUUAUGUUUAUAAGUCGCUCCUAUUUAAUAAUUUUCCGGUGCAAAAAUAAAUAAAACCCAGUAUGCACCUGAUGACCCACAUAUGCGUGAAGCAUGAUAAUAUUUGUGUGUUUUUGGGUUAUUAUUUUUAUUAUAAUUAUUUUUUAUUAUCAACAUUUUGGAUUAAAAAAUGGAUUUGGACAAUAUAAAUGUUAUCCUGUUAAAACAGGAAUACAAACAACACAAUUUUAUGGGAUUACAAAGAUAAGUGACGUAAUUAUAAUAAUUAUAAUAUUCUCGAAAUUAUUCACAAUCAUUUGCAAAAAUUAUUCAAAUAUCCAGUGUUUUCAUCAAUGGAUAGUAUAUUCAAUAAUCUGUCAUCAUAUUGAUUCUUACAUCGGUCCAGAUGUUUCAUUCAAUUAUGUCUGGAUAUUUUUGAUCUAUUUUUAGAUUUUUUGAUCUUUCUUAUUUUAUGUCUAUGUAGAUUAUAGUAGAUGUGGCUAGUCAACAUAUAAAAUAUACUAAAUAUCCACACUAGAACGUUGGUGUGGCACAAAAACUCGUUUCUCGCGCGCGCACGUGUGUGGGAUGUGAUGAACCUUUUUGUGUACAUUGUUUUCAGAAAAUAUGUCCACACUUGCAUAACUACUGAUUGUGUACUUACAUAACACUAUGCUCACGAAAUACUUUUCUAUGAAUAUUCUGCACAUUAAUUUUUACUAGUGUACUAAUAAUUAGACUUGGAUUUUAAUUUAAAUAUGAUAUAUUUCACAGUAAAUAGUCAUAGUGAUUAUAAUAAUAAUAAAAUAAUAAUAACUGUUAUAUUAUAAUAGUAAGAUAAUAUAUUAUAUUAUCACUGUGACUUGAUCAUUUAAUUUAAGUAAAUAGUAGUGUAGUCAAGAUUUGUUUAAAAAAAAAUUAAUACUUUGCAAGAUAAUGAGUGUACCCACUUAAAUGGAUCACCCUGGUAUACAUAAAUAAGUCUCAUAAAGGGGCUUAGCCACCUUUAGUCACUCCCUUGGUUAUGCCACUGAAUGAAAGUGAUAAAUUUGUUUCACAUGAUUAAAAUUAAUUAAACGAGCUAUACAAGGGUGUACCCAGAAGUAACCAGAUUAAUUUUUUUUAAUUUUAUUUUAUACAAAGUAAACUCUGUAAUGUGGUUAAGAGCAGAGUUUUUGUAGUGGCGAGUUAAGUUAAAAUGUAAAUAACACAAUAUAUUGUGUUAUUCUUUUAAUCUGAGUAUUGGCUUAUUAAUAAUUUAAAUACAUUCCAUGUACCAAAUAUUGAUCGGAUACUGAAUUUGGUUUAAUGUAACUGGUUAUUACUCAGUGAUUAUGCAGUGUGCACAUAAAAACACUUCUAGUAAUCUGAGAUUAUAUUUUGUUUGUUUUUACUAAUUACUACAAAAUACAUUGUUUUAUGAAAAGAUUAACGUAUUAAUUAUUUUUAUUUAAGGUACCCUUCAAGCUGCAAUACAACUAUUGAAUAAUACUGGUGCUAAAGUAGUUCAAGCACUAGUUAUAAUGGAGUUAUGUGAUCUAGAAGGUCGGAAGAAAAUAGACAUUCCAGUUAAAUCAUUCAUUCAAUAUUAAAAAUAAAUUUAAUUCAUAAAAGGUGUUUUUUUUUUAAUUAAUUAAAAAAUUAUACAUAAUCAAUUAUUUUUAAAUUAAAUUUGUUCUUUGUGGUUUAUUAAUAGCGUUUUGAAUUUUAUGCUAAAAUAUGAUGC